AUGCACCUUUGCUUGACACUUCUGAGGGCUGUUUUUCAAGUUUCCGUAACAACCCCUUUUUGGAGGGCAGACGUGGAACGGAAGGUUCAAGCUGGAUUCGAAGGAAGUGCCAAAGAGGGUCCAAGUGGGAGUACUCCUAACUCUGCCCCAAACGUCUCAAAGCUCAGAAAGUGUCGCAUUCCACGUCUCAUUCUCUGGGUUCAGCGACCGCGAUCAUGUCAGGCUCGGUCUGGCUACUUGAAGCAUGGCUUGAGCACUUGGGCCCGGCACUGCGAUGGAGCGAUCUUUUGGGAUGAGAAUCGCGAGGAGAUCGCGGCCCUGGAUGCUCAGUCUGCUUUGGGCGAACCAGAGCCUUUGGACUUCAGGCCAAGGCCGUCUGGCCUGUCCCACCGCUGGAUUCGCACCAGACGUUUGUGGCGACACAUCUUUCGCAACGAAGUGGAACACUAUGAUUGGUUCGUCUCCUUUGAUGACGGUGGCUUUCCGAUUGUCGAGAACAUCCGGCACUUGGUCCGGGACAUGAAUCCGCAGAACGCCGUGAUGAUGUCGGACCGAGACAGGUCUGCUGGCUUUGGUUCUUUCAUGAGCAGAGGGGCCUUAAAGCUCUUGGGCGAGGCAUUGGACAAAAAUCGCCAAUGCCCUCAGCCCACUCGAAGCCAGCCUUUAUCGAGUUUACAGGCCUAUGGCACUCUGUGGCAGUGCCUUCACGAUGCGACGCGGCGGGUGGCUUGGGACGUGGAGCUGCGACACCUUCUCCGCUGCAAAGAGGAUGACCACUCAAUCUUGAACCUGAAGGCGAGCACUGCCCGUGGGGUUUGCCCCUAUGCGCUUUUUGCCUUCAUGGUGCCAGAGCCAACGUGGUUAGUCGACAUUCAUGCAGCCAUCUAUCGUGACACACAGCUGAAGCAAACGCCAUAG
Molecule: messenger RNA, 918 nt
Organism: Durusdinium trenchii
Lineage: Eukaryota; Dinophyceae; Suessiales; Symbiodiniaceae
Source: the annotation of a GenBank genome assembly